GCGGCCGGGCUCUGUGGCUUCAGGGCUCGGAAAGAGGGAGAGAGAGGGAGGGUGGCAAAGAGAGUGAGUUGGUUCCGCUGCCUGCCUGAGGAGAGAGGAGGGGUCCCGCUUGCCUGCGCCCUUCGCGGGCCGAGAGCGCUAGGCACCCGCGAAGCUCUCAGGCCUUCUGGCCCCUGGGGACCCCGCCCCGACGCCCCGCCGCCGGCCGGCCGGCCUGCGGCCUCUCUUCCCUUUGUGAGCGCCCCCUUCCCAGGGGUGGUGGUGGUGGUAGCGGAGGGUUGUGCGUGGGCCCGCCCGCCGAGGGGCCGCGGCGGGGGACCGACAGGGCCUCGGCUGUGUGAGGACGGGAGGCGGCCGAGGCCCGGGCCGGUUCCCCCGUAGCGGCGGCGGAUCCCGGCACUUCCCGCGCCAUCUUAACUGAGCCCAAGCGCUGAGGGCGCCUUCUCGACCCCUGUGGUCCCCUCGCCCCCCCCCCCCCCCCCCCGCCCCUUGUCGCAGAGCUUGGGCUGGGAGGCUCGCUGGGGCUCCCGGGGGGGGGGGCGGCGGUGUGUCGCCAGGCCCCCUCCUCCUCACUCCUCGCCUUCCAGCGUAGCGGCUACCCCAGCGCUGUAGGGGGCUGCGCUUGUCUACUCCGCCCCAGACCUGUCGGCGAAAGGAAAGAGAAGAAGGGAGGGAAAGAGAAACAUCAAUUGGUUGCCUCUCACACACACCCAACUGGGACCCAGAGAAAGAGGAAGGAAAAGAAAGAAAGACAUUGAUGUGAGAGAGAAGCAUUGAUUGGUUGCCUACCAUUUGCGCCCUGACUGGACAUAGAACCCCCAACCCAGGAUAUGUUUAUUGAUUUUAGAGAGAGAGGAAGGGAGAGAGAGAAAGAAACAUCGAUGUGAGAGAGAAACAUCGAUCGGUUGCCUCCCGUACAUGCCCAACUGGGGAUCGAACCCGCAACCUAGUAGUUUAUGCCAACGUGGCUUCAUUCAUACAGAUGAACCAAGGAUUGGGAUAGCAAGUAUAAAAUUAGAAACAAACAGCUGAUUGCCCAGCAGGAUGCCAUCAACUAACCGAGCAGGCAGCCUGAAGGACCCUGAAAUUGCAGAGCUCUUCUUCAAAGAAGAUCCAGAGAAGCUCUUUACAGAUCUCAGAGAAAUUGGCCAUGGAAGCUUUGGAGCAGUGUAUUUUGCACGAGAUGUGCGUACCAAUGAAGUCGUGGCUAUCAAGAAAAUGUCUUACAGUGGAAAGCAGUCUACUGAGAAAUGGCAGGAUAUUAUUAAGGAAGUCAAAUUUCUACAAAGAAUAAAACAUCCCAACAGUAUAGAAUAUAAAGGCUGCUAUUUACGUGAGCACACAGCAUGGCUUGUAAUGGAAUAUUGUUUAGGAUCUGCUUCAGAUUUACUGGAAGUUCACAAAAAGCCAUUGCAAGAAUUGGAAAUAGCAGCAAUUACACAUGGUGCUCUCCAGGGAUUAGCCUACUUACAUUCUCAUACUAUGAUUCAUAGAGAUAUCAAAGCAGGAAAUAUUCUUCUGACAGAACCAGGCCAGGUGAAACUUGCUGACUUUGGAUCUGCUUCCAUGGCAUCUCCUGCCAAUUCUUUUGUGGGAACGCCAUAUUGGAUGGCCCCAGAAGUAAUUUUGGCCAUGGAUGAAGGACAGUAUGAUGGCAAAGUAGAUGUAUGGUCUCUUGGAAUAACAUGUAUUGAACUAGCGGAAAGGAAGCCUCCUUUAUUUAAUAUGAAUGCAAUGAGUGCCUUAUAUCACAUAGCCCAAAAUGAAUCCCCUACACUACAGUCUAACGAAUGGUCUGAUUAUUUUCGCAACUUUGUAGAUUCAUGUCUCCAGAAAAUCCCUCAAGAUCGCCCUACAUCAGAGGAACUUUUAAAGCACAUGUUUGUUCUUCGGGAGCGUCCUGAAACAGUGUUAAUAGAUCUCAUUCAAAGGACAAAAGAUGCAGUAAGAGAGCUAGACAAUCUGCAGUAUCGAAAGAUGAAGAAACUCCUUUUCCAGGAGGCACAUAAUGGACCAGCAGUGGAAGCACAGGAAGAAGAAGAGGAACAAGAUCACGGUGUUGGACGGACAGGAACAGUGAAUAGUGUUGGAAGUAAUCAGUCUAUUCCCAGUAUGUCCAUUAGUGCCAGUAGCCAAAGCAGUAGUGUUAACAGUCUUCCAGAUGCCUCAGAUGACAAGAGUGAGCUAGACAUGAUGGAGGGAGAUCACACAGUGAUGUCUAAUAGUUCUGUCAUCCACUUAAAACCUGAGGAAGAAAAUUACAGAGAAGAAGGAGAUCCUAGAACAAGAGCAUCAGAUCCACAGUCUCCCCCACAAGUAUCUCGUCAUAAAUCACACUAUCGUAAUCGAGAACACUUCGCUACUAUACGGACAGCAUCACUGGUUACAAGACAAAUGCAAGAACAUGAGCAAGACUCUGAGCUUAGAGAACAGAUGUCUGGCUAUAAGAGAAUGAGGCGGCAACAUCAAAAACAGCUGAUGACUCUGGAAAAUAAGCUGAAGGCUGAGAUGGAUGAACAUCGCCUCAGAUUAGACAAAGAUCUUGAAACUCAACGUAACAAUUUUGCUGCAGAAAUGGAGAAGCUUAUCAAGAAACAUCAGGCUGCUAUGGAAAAAGAGGCUAAAGUGAUGGCCAAUGAAGAGAAAAAAUUCCAGCAACAUAUUCAGGCCCAACAGAAGAAAGAACUGAAUAGCUUUUUGGAGUCCCAGAAAAGAGAAUAUAAACUUCGAAAAGAACAGCUUAAGGAGGAACUGAAUGAAAACCAAAGCACUCCAAAAAAAGAAAAACAGGAGUGGCUUUCAAAGCAGAAGGAGAAUAUACAGCAUUUCCAAGCAGAAGAGGAGGCUAAUCUUCUUCGACGUCAGAGACAAUACCUAGAGCUGGAGUGCCGUCGUUUCAAGAGAAGAAUGUUACUUGGACGCCAUAACUUAGAGCAGGACCUUGUCAGGGAGGAGUUAAAUAAAAGGCAGACCCAAAAGGACUUAGAGCAUGCCAUGCUACUGCGACAGCAUGAGUCUAUGCAAGAACUGGAGUUCCGCCACCUCAACACAAUUCAAAAGAUGCGCUGUGAGUUGAUCAGAUUGCAGCAUCAAACGGAGCUCACUAACCAGCUGGAAUAUAAUAAGCGAAGAGAACGAGAACUAAGGCGAAAGCAUGUCAUGGAGGUUCGACAGCAGCCUAAGAGCCUGAAGUCUAAAGAACUUCAAAUAAAAAAGCAGUUUCAGGACACCUGCAAAAUCCAAACCAGACAGUACAAAGCACUGAGAAAUCACCUACUGGAGACUACACCAAAGAGUGAGCACAAAGCUGUUCUGAAACGGCUCAAGGAAGAGCAAACGCGGAAGUUAGCCAUCUUGGCUGAGCAGUAUGACCACAGCAUUAAUGAAAUGCUGUCCACACAAGCCCUACGUUUGGAUGAAGCACAGGAAGCAGAGUGCCAGGUUUUGAAGAUGCAGCUACAGCAGGAACUGGAGCUACUGAAUGCCUAUCAGAGCAAAAUCAAGAUGCAAGCUGAGGCACAACAUGAUCGAGAGCUUCGGGAGCUUGAACAGAGAGUCUCCCUCCGCAGGGCACUCUUAGAACAAAAGAUUGAAGAAGAGAUGUUGGCUUUGCAGAAUGAACGCACAGAACGAAUACGAAGCCUACUGGAGCGUCAAGCCAGAGAAAUUGAAGCUUUUGACUCUGAAAGUAUGAGACUAGGUUUUAGUAACAUGGUCCUAUCUAAUCUCUCCCCUGAGGCAUUCAGCCACAGCUACCCAGGAGCUUCUGGUUGGUCUCACAACCCUGCUGGGGGUCCCGGACCUCACUGGGGUCAUCCCAUGGGUGGCCCACCACAAGCUUGGGGCCAUCCAAUGCAAGGUGGACCCCAGCCAUGGGGUCACCCCUCAGGGCCAAUGCAAGGGGUACCCCGAGGUAGCAGUAUGGGAGUCCGCAAUAGCCCUCAGGCUCUGAGGCGGACAGCUUCCGGGGGACGGACGGAGCAGGGCAUGAGCAGAAGCACGAGUGUCACUUCACAAAUAUCCAAUGGGUCACACAUGUCUUAUACAUAACUUAAUCAUUGAAAGUGGCAAUUCUGCUGGAGCUGUCUGCCAAAAGAAACUGCCUACAGACAUCAUCACAGCAGCCUCCUCACUUGGGUACUACAGUGUGGAAGCUGAGUGCAUAUGGUAUAUUUUAUUCAUUUUUGUAAAGCGUUCUAUUUUGUGUUUACUAAUUGGGAUGUCAUAGUAUUUGGCUGCCGGGUUUUUUUGGGGUUUUUGGUUUUUUUUAAUUUUUGGAGAGAUUUUGAAAAGGAAUUGCGUGUGCACACACACGUGUGCAGUAAAAAGAAAUUGGCUAGAUAGGUAUUUUCUGAACACUGUAAAAAUAAAAUACAGCAAAGUGGCUUGAGUCAUCACUUUUGGGCAACUAUAUCCUAAGAAGUUUGUGAAAAGAUCUAAAACCUUCUCCAUACCCCUAAUUCUUAUGAGCCACUCACAGCAGGCAACAUAUGCUGAAACAAGUUAUGGAAACACACUUGUAUUCCCUCACCAAUGUAUUUUCUUUAUUAAAUUGGUCUGACUUCUCAGCCUCAUUUGGAGUAAAAAAGUGGAAAGCCAUGAAUACUAAAGGACAUUGACUUUUUCAGAGAGUAGAAAACAACUUAGUUCUUUUUCUGAAUGCUGCAUAGGCUUAUCAGUGAUACUUUUUUUCCAUUCAAUUGUGCCUUCUUUGUGGCAUGUGAGAUGGAGGUGCUUAAGGAGAUCCACAAGUGGUAUGGAAAUUGCAUCAGCAAACCUAUAAGCCUUCAAAGGGGAAGACCAGAGGGUUAGCGAGAGGUCCCUGAAAGUUCAUAUGGUAGGUAUGUUAGCAGCAGAGUGAGGAGGUGAAGCCUAUAUAUCCUGAUGUUUUGUUGCUUAUACUGUGAUAUUUCAUCCUAGCUAACUUCUGUAGCUCUCAAAACCCCAAACAGUACUUUUACUUUGUACAAAAACAAAGCAUAUAGCCAAUACACAUCAAAUGCCAGAGGUAUUUGAAUGAUGCCAUAUUCACAAACUGCCAUUUAUUGGAAUUCUCAUCACACUACAAAGACAUUAAUUUGAUUACCCCUUUUUGGCUUAUGGGAUUUCCUGUUUACACGUAGAAUAGCCAAUUAUUUAAAGUUUAGUUGCCAUAGUGAACUAGGAGUCACUGAGCCAAUGACUUUACCAGCUGCUGACUAAUCCUCACUACCACUGUAAAUUUUGCUGCAUGUGCAGG
This is a messenger RNA of Pteronotus mesoamericanus, 5239 nucleotides long. It is a transcript of the gene TAOK1, whose product is annotated as TAO kinase 1. Gene Ontology annotation, cellular component: cytoplasm. Gene Ontology annotation, molecular function: ATP binding; protein serine/threonine kinase activity. The transcript is spliced from 23 exons. Gene Ontology annotation, biological process: protein phosphorylation; regulation of cytoskeleton organization. Bases 1045 to 4050 code for a protein of 1001 amino acids. Lineage: Eukaryota; Metazoa; Chordata; Mammalia; Chiroptera; Mormoopidae. The record is from RefSeq and is a predicted model, not a curated record.